Sebastes umbrosus (honeycomb rockfish) is the source of this 3707-nucleotide messenger RNA. RefSeq names its product cholinergic receptor, muscarinic 5a (gene chrm5a). The record is from RefSeq and is a predicted model, not a curated record. Bases 772 to 2343 code for a protein of 523 amino acids. Gene Ontology annotation, molecular function: G protein-coupled serotonin receptor activity; G protein-coupled acetylcholine receptor activity. Lineage: Eukaryota; Metazoa; Chordata; Actinopteri; Perciformes; Sebastidae. The transcript has 2 exons. Gene Ontology annotation, biological process: G protein-coupled receptor signaling pathway, coupled to cyclic nucleotide second messenger; adenylate cyclase-inhibiting G protein-coupled acetylcholine receptor signaling pathway; chemical synaptic transmission. Gene Ontology annotation, cellular component: plasma membrane; synapse; dendrite.
CCCUCCUCUCCUUCCUCCCUCUCACACUCUGUGGUCUGCAUGCUCACUGUCCCGAAACAUGAUGAACCAUUCAGCCCUAUGGGAAUUUCUCCUCCCAGCCAGCUAACGUCAGCUACAUCUGUGUCUGUCAGCCAGAGUGUAUGCAGCAGCGGCAGCGGCAGCAGCAGCAGUGUGGCAGUAGUGAGAAGCAGCCUCUCAGUGACAUUCUGCUUCAACUUGACUAAGAGGCAGCUCAUCCAGAUCAGCUCACACUGGGAGGAAAAGUUCUUCUUUCUUUGGCUCCUGAGCAGAUUCUACUAAUUUACGAAUGACUGAGGAAGGAUGCUCUGCAACUUGAGGAUACUUUUCUCAUUUGGACGCCCGGUGGCUGUGCUGGAUGGCCGAGGGGGAACGUGAUGCUCUUGAGCAGGGGUGACCGAAGCCUCCUGGUGUCCACCCUCCUCCUCUACUCUUCUUUCCCCUCUGCCUCCGUGCUCACACUUCUCCCUCGGACCUCUCUGGCAUGCCAGGGUCAAGUCAGCAGGAUUUUCCCCAUCCACCUCAAUCAUCCCUCCAACCGUGUUGUGAUCCUGUUCCUCAGCGCCACACUUGACCCGAAGGCUUCCCAGGCAAAACAAAGGGAUUAACCAUGAACUUUGCUCUCACCAGGAGACACACUCUGCCCUUAAACAGAAGACCGUGAGAUCUGAUGAAAGUCAACUGAGAUCGUCCUGAAAAUGACAAAUCCAAACACUCUUGUCAUGGUUGGAUGCUAAUAAAAACAAGAAGACCAUGGAGGGAGAGAACUCCACUGUAAAUGCCAGUACGAUGGAUUUCCACCUGGUCACUCACAGUCUCUGGGAGGUGAUCACCAUUGCGACAGUUUCGGCCAUUGUCAGCCUCAUCACCAUCGUGGGGAACGUCCUAGUGAUGCUCUCCUUUAAGGUCAACAGCCAGCUGAAGACAGUGAAUAAUUACUACCUGCUGAGUCUGGCAGCUGCUGACCUCAUCAUAGGUGUUUUCUCCAUGAAUCUGUAUACCUCGUACAUACUGAUGGGCUACUGGGCCUUAGGGAACAUCGCCUGUGACCUGUGGUUGGCGGUGGACUACGUAGCCAGCAACGCCUCCGUCAUGAACCUGCUGGUGAUCAGUUUUGACAGAUAUUUCUCCAUCACCAGACCUCUGACCUAUAGGGCCAAGCGGACUCCCAAACGAGCCGGGAUCAUGAUCGGUAUGGCCUGGCUGGUGUCCCUUAUUCUGUGGGCCCCACCUAUUCUCUGCUGGCAAUACUUUGUAGGAAAAAGGACGGUCGGUGAGAGGCAAUGCCAGAUCCAGUUUUUCUCGGAGCCUGUGAUAACCUUUGGGACAGCGAUUGCUGCCUUUUAUAUCCCCGUGUCAGUUAUGACAAUCCUAUACUGUCGAAUCUACAAGGAGACGGAGAAGAGGACCAAAGAUCUGGCGGAGCUGCAGGGGAUUAACUUUCCCGCAGACCCUGGGGUCCCCCAGCCUCAGAAGACCAUUAUCAGAUCCUGUUUUAGCUGUAAAUUAAGGUCGGCUUCGCACGACAGGAAUCAAGCCUCUUGGUCCUCCUCCAGCAGAAGCAACGCGGCCAAAUCAGCGGCCAUCACCAACGACGAGUGGUCCAAAGCCGGUCAGCUGACCACGUUCAACAGCUACGCCUCGUCUGAGGAAGAGGACAGGCCCGUGUCUCCGGGGGGUUUCCAGCCCUCCUUCAGGAACCAGGCUUGUGAGACCAUCAAGAGCGGAGUGGGCAGCGAGAGCGAGCAGCUCAGCAGCUACGAAGAGGACAGCUUCUUCCAGACGCCGCCCAAAAGCAACUCUCAGAAGAGCGGCAAGUGUGUCUCUUACAAGUUCAAGCCCGUGGCCAAAGACACUCCCGCGGAGCACCACAGCAAGAACGGAGACACCAAAAUGGCAUCGUCGACGUUCUCCUCGGCCGAGUCCAUGAGCGUGCCGUCCACCUCCUCGACGUCUAAGCCCAUAGACGCCACCUUGAAGAACCAGAUCACCAAGAGGAAGAGGAUGGUGCUGAUCAAGGAGAGGAAGGCAGCUCAGACUCUCAGCGCCAUCUUGCUGGCUUUCAUCCUGACAUGGACGCCUUAUAACAUCAUGGUGCUCAUUUCCACCUUCUGCUCAGACUGCAUCCCCCUCUCGCUCUGGCACCUGGGCUACUGGCUGUGCUACGUCAACAGCACCGUCAACCCCAUGUGCUACGCCCUCUGUAACAAGACUUUCCAAAAGACCUUUCGUAUGCUCUUACUUUGCCAGUGGAAGAAGAAAAGGAUUGAGGAGAAACUAUACUGGUAUGGACAAAACCCCGUGGUCAGCACCAAACUGACAUGAACUAUUACUUUUUUUAAGAUGGUGUAUGACGAUGGCUGUAAAUUAUACGUUUGUAUUGAUAAUCUCGGCUUUAUGAACUUGAAUUCUACACAGUAUCAAAAGUAAAAAAAAAAUUAUAUCAAGGAGCUGGUACAAAUUUUAGUGUUGCUCAUUAAUCAGUAGGUCUGCUAUAGUGUAUGUUAAUUACUGCUCAGACUUUGGAAAUGGAAGAACAUUAUAAAAUUGUCCCAACAUAUUUCAGUGACACUGUAAAUAGAUUUUAAAAUAUUAAAAAUACCAGUAAUUUCCCCCAAAAUUGGUGCUGUUAUGCGUCUCAGAUUUAUAUUGUACUGUAUUUGUACUCAAGAUGCACAGUUUGACAUCUGGAGCAUGAUAAAAUUGCUCCAAUCUAAUAAUUUACACUGUAUAUUGGUUUAAAAGUAUUAAAAAUGACCAGUAUUCUCCCCCAAGUUGAUGCUCUUAACACCCAAAAUGUCAUACCACAUGCAGUUUUAUCCUGUAGGUAUUGUGUUUUGCAUUGAGGAUGCACAUUUUGGACUUGCUAUUUUUAUUUUAAAGGGCUAAUACGUGUCGUCCUGAUGUUGGAACCUGCUUGCUAAGUCAAGAUUGUAACUUGAUGAUAACAAAGCCUUUUCACACGUGCCAUUGUCAUUCGUCAGAUGAGUGAAUAUAGCUUCAGCUUCGAUGUUUUCACAUUUCACAUUCUGCAUUUUCUGUCCCAUGGAAAAAAUAGAGUGAUGGUUCCAUAAAUUAAACUACAAAAAUUAACAAAUAACCCCAAACUGAACCCUUCUGGUCAACCCCACAAUCCUUACAAUUUAUGACAAACUUGCUGAACAAUGUCAGUGUUUACAACGGGAACAGUGUGGAGGAUUUAAGAGUACACAUUGUUUAUUAUAAUCUGUUUAUUAGUCUUCGUCCUCAGGAUAUUUUCUUUUUCUUUGAGCAUUGAAAUACAGUAUUUGUUCUGUAGCUUAAUCAGUAUGUCAUCAUGUCUUCAUCGUGUUUCUGGAAAACUUGUAAUGUACUGUGGCAAAUAAAACGCUGUUUGUGAAAUGUUCCUUUGUGUAAGCAUUGGAUGGGAGAUGACAUGCAAGAAAAAAUAUAUAUAUAUUUUACAUGUGUCAUAAGCUAUAAUGUCAUGAAACACUUUCUUGUAACUGUGAUAAACCAGCUGCACUUGCAAUUUGGGGAGUGAUGAGAUGCUUCGCUUCGUGUGUUGACAUGGUGUUCGAUGGAAACAAAGCUAGAGCUAAAAACGUACAUUUUUAUACUGUGUCCCAAGUUUGUGAUUCAUUUUCUUGUUCCUUUCAGUAUUUUGUGAUCAUGUCCAUGCAUUUCUGAAUAAAAUGUGGUGAAUUCAA